Molecule: messenger RNA, 2118 nt
Organism: Punica granatum (pomegranate)
Lineage: Eukaryota; Viridiplantae; Streptophyta; Magnoliopsida; Myrtales; Lythraceae
Source: RefSeq, a predicted model, not a curated record
AUCGAUAUGUACAGUAUAUGUAAAUAAUGUAAUGUCAGGAAAGGCUUUAAUCAUGAUAAUUAUCUUAAUCGGAAAUCGUCAGAAGUCAUCGUCAUCACACUGUGUGAGAUAGAGAGAGAGAGAGAGAGAGGGAACAGCAUCAGAAGUCUCUUUUAAGCUAUAUCGCGUUCCACUUUGCUACCUUGCUUCUCCAGCUCGGACAUGGUGGAGCUUAGGGUUCCGAUUGCGGCUGCAACGACAGGGCUUCGGCUGAGGGCUCGGUGCUCGGGGUCGGAGUGAGCGCAUGGUCUGGUUUUUCGACCCGGUUCUGACUUUCGGCCGGGUGUGUUGACCCACAAAAGAAGAGGAAUUUGAAUAUCUGGAGCUCUUGAACUGAAGCAUAUGAAGUUUUUGUUACUGGGUUUCCGCUCUUCUGCUCGUGUUUGAUUCGUCUGUGGAGAUAGAGCUGGUUUCGGCGUGGUCCAUCUGCAGUGCGUGCAUCAUGAACCCUCCCUCUGCCCAGUUUGUGCUCCCCAGGAGGAUGGGUAUGUAUGAGCCCUUUCACCAAAUAGGAACGUGGGCUCAAAAUCUAAAAGCUACUGAUGAUUCGGUUGCAUCUGCAUCUCUGAUUGUAGAAGUGGAUACAAAGUUGGACAAUCAGUCAGAAGAUACUUCACAUGGCACACUGGGUACUCCAAACAAGUAUGAUCAAGAAGCAAGUAAACCUUUUGACAAGAUUCAGAGACGUCUUGCGCAGAAUCGUGAAGCUGCACGCAAAAGUCGUUUAAGGAAAAAGGCCUAUGUGCAGCAGCUAGAAACUAGUCGUUUGAAACUUAUUCAAAUAGAAAAAGAACUUGACAGGGCAAGGCAACAGGUUUGUCUCUUUAUUAUACAUCCCUCAUUUCAUUCGGCUUCUCCUCAGAACUCCAAACUCGUAAAUGCUUUAUUACAGGGCGUCUACACGGGUGGAGGAGCAGAAUCCAGUCACCUGGGGUUCUCUGGAUCUGUAAACACAGGAAUAACUGCAUUUGAGAUGGAGUAUGGGCAUUGGGUCGAAGAACAAGAUAGGCAGAUUCUCGACCUGAGGACUGCUUUGCAAGCCCAUAUCAGUGACGCAGAGCUGCGGAUACUUGUACAGAAUGGAAUGAACCACUAUUCCACACUCUUCCACAUGAAAGCAAAUGCUGCGAAAGCUGAUGUGUUCUAUGUAAUGUCGGGCAUGUGGAAGACGUCAUCGGAACGCUUUUUCCUGUGGAUAGGAGGGUUUCGUCCUUCGGAGCUUCUCAAGGUUCUUGUGCCACAACUUGACACGUUGACAGACCAUCAACUUUUUGAGAUAUGCAACCUAAGGCAAUCAUGUCAGCAGGCAGAAGACGCUCUGUCCCAAGGCAUGGAGAGGCUCCAGCAGACUGUAUCCGAGACCGUCUCUGGAGGUCGGUUGGGUGAGGGGAGUAACAUUGCUCAAAUAGCUCCGGCCGUUGAGCAGUUGGAAGCCCUCAUCAGCUUCGUGAAGCAGGCUGAUCACAUUCGGAAGGAGACGCUAAACCAGAUGCCCCGAAUCCUCACGAUACGCCAAACAGCUCGUGGCCUGCUCGCAUUGGGGGAGUACUUCCAGCGCCUCCGGGCACUAAGCUCGCUCUGGUCUGAUCGUCCUUGUGAGACCACCUAACUAUCACUUCAGAAAACCUUUUCUCGACCUAAGUAGGCCGUAGUCAGGGACAAACCAGCUUCUGCUCUAGCCACCAAUAAGCAGGCCAAUUUGCCAUUUCAGGAGUUUCGCUCAAGAACACGAAAUGUUAAAAUGAAAGUUCCCUCUCUGCUGCUGAUAUUUUUUAUGCGGCACAUAGUAAUUGAAGCUGUAAAAAUGUAUGUAGCCAUUUUAUCCUGGAGACGAUUGAGAUGGUUUUAUUUUCGUAGUCGGGUGAGAUGUCAAAGUUAGUAUAGGUUUCUAGCUCUUUUCGGGUUGUGUAAAAUGGGUCUUUCCGUAGUCUGAAUGUCUUACAGACAUCCGUGUAUAUAUACACAAAAUUCGCUUGUAUUUCGGAUUUUAAUUAUCUGGAGGGAUGAGAAUAAGUACCCGGGAUAUGAGGACACAAACAGUAUUGCUGCAAUUGAAAGCUCUAUGUUUCAUUGGAUGUA